This is a messenger RNA of Theobroma umbraticum, 829 nucleotides long. RefSeq names its product MLP-like protein 423. NCBI's taxonomy places the organism in Eukaryota, Viridiplantae, Streptophyta, Magnoliopsida, Malvales, Malvaceae. Gene Ontology annotation, molecular function: protein phosphatase inhibitor activity; abscisic acid binding; signaling receptor activity. Gene Ontology annotation, biological process: abscisic acid-activated signaling pathway; defense response. Gene Ontology annotation, cellular component: nucleus; cytoplasm. The record is from RefSeq and is a predicted model, not a curated record.
UUGCAUUGUCGUAUUAUUAAACUAAUCUCCACCUGGGCAGAUUGUCUAUAAAAUGUUUGUCCUUACAUGAGUCUCCCCGUACUCACAAAAACAAAUUUAAAGAGAGAGAGAGAGAUUGAGGAAGAUGAAGAUGAUGAAAGGAGAAGUGGUGCUCAACAUCCCAGCCGAGAAAGCAUGGGAAAUGUACAGAAACAAUGAAAUCAUUAGCAAAAUCAACCCUGAAAUGCUGUCUGGGGCUGAGUACAUACAAGGAGAUGGUGGCCCUGGAAGCCUAAGGCUUUUCAAGCUUGGUCCCGCUGUAUUCGAUUAUGUGAAAGAAUCAAUGGAGAAGAUAGAAAAGGUGGAAAUGGGACGGUCGGUCACUUACCAGGUCAUUGGAGGAGACUUAAAGGAGAUGUAUGAUCCUUACAGGGUUACUUUCUCAUUCAUUCCUGUGGAAGGAAAAGAAAACCACAAGUGCAUCGCUGAAUGGGAGGCAGAGUUUGAGCCACGGGCACCCGCAACCCCUCCACCUGAGAAGGCCAGGGAUGCUGCCCUUGGAUUUCUCAAGUCGUUCGACAACUUUCAGCUAAGCUACUAGCUCUAUCAAUAUCAGGAUUCUUUCCUCUCACCUGUGUCUAUAGUAUAUAUGCCUCUAUAUAUAUAUAUAUGCGUGUGAAAUUAGCUGGAACAUAUCACCUAAGUUGAGCGCACUCUUUGUAUUAUAAAAUGAUUAGACAUGAAAUUGUACUAGUAUUAUCAAUGAAGUUAUCUAUAAGAAUAAGCAUGUCUUCACUAUUUGGUAAUGGAGUCUUUCGGUUACUAUCCAUGUCAGUACAAAAGUUUUUCU